GAAGUGGAGGUGGCAAAAAUGCUUCAGUUCACGGUCAUCUUUCCAAUAGUCAACCAGCCGGUCGCGAAUGGACUCAUUUCCGUUGUCGUUUUUCUCAAUUCCUGUUUUAUCAUGGACGUAAUACCUGAACGGAAAGUGUGUGGAGACAACGGAGGUCAGAAGAAUUCCAGGAAAUCUCUUCGAAUUGUGCUUUUGUGAUUGUUUGAGGAACCUGCACUGUUGCCACCAUGACUACCUGUUUGCUUUUGUAAAGAAACUUUGUGACCUAAUAUGCUGUCAGCACCACUUCGAAAAUGCAAAAGAUCUUUGCCUGUGAUAUUAUUUUUCGUCACCCUUGUUUUGGUGGCUGUUUGGAAAAUACACGAAAGAAACGAUAAUAAAAUUCAUCCCAAACACAUCUUCAGGGAGAACAAUCAAGAAGAAUAUAUCGACAGGCAUGGUAUUAAGGUUGUAGUUGGUCACUAUGUUGGAAAUCCCGUGCAUAAAAUUCCCAAUGCAACCUACGAUAUGAUCAACACUAACCAGUUUAAUCCAAUAGCAGAGGCAGGAAAAAAUGGCAAUCCAGUUGUCAUAGAACCCAAAGACUUAUUGGUAAUGCAACAACUAUUUCAAAUCAAUCGUUUCAACUUAUUGGCAAGCGAUAGAAUACCACUCAACAGAACUCUUCCCGAUUAUAGAAGAAAAAAGUGUGCUAACUUGUUUAAAAAUUACAAAGAAUACCCUAAAGCUAGCGUAAUAAUUGUGUUUCACAAUGAAGCUUGGUCAACACUUUUGAGAACAGUUUGGAGUGUCAUCAAUCGCUCUCCAUCUGAACUGAUAGAAGAAAUAAUUCUUGUUGAUGAUGCAAGUGAACGAGAAUUCCUUAGAAAACCGUUAGAAGAUUACAUCAAAACUUUGCCAACACGCACAAAACUUUUGAGAAGUCCAACUCGAAUUGGCUUAAUAAAAGCGAGGUUAAAAGGAGCGAAAGAAGCUCUCGGUGAUGUUCUGACAUUCUUAGACGCACAUUGUGAAUGUACCAAGGGCUGGUUGGAACCUUUAUUAUCUGUGAUAAAAACCGACCGUUCCACUGUAGUUUGCCCCGUAAUUGAUAUAAUAAACGACGACACUUUCGCAUACGUGAAAAGUUUCGAGCUUCACUGGGGCGCCUUUAACUGGAAUUUACAGUUCAGAUGGUACACUUUGGGCGGAAAGGAAUUGAAGCUGAGAAAGAACGAUGCUACGCAACCGUUUAAUUCACCGACGAUGGCAGGAGGAUUGUUUGCAAUUGACAGGAAAUACUUUUUUGAAAUCGGUUCCUACGAUGAAGGCAUGAAUGUAUGGGGUGGAGAAAACUUGGAGAUGUCUUUUAGAGUGUGGCAAUGUGGAGGUAAAAUACAAAUCGCCCCUUGUUCUCAUGUUGGACAUAUUUUUCGGAAGUCUUCUCCGUAUUCUUUUCCUGGAGGAAUCGAUAAGACUUUGUUUGCAAAUUUGGCUAGAGUGGCUUUAGUUUGGAUGGACGAAUGGGCUGAAUUUUAUUUUAGGUACAACGAAAAAGCCAGACUUGUUAAAGAUAAGCUUAACAUAACUUCAAGACUGGAGCUGAAACAGAGAUUGCACUGUAAAAAUUUUGAGUGGUACUUGGAUAACGUGUGGCCUCAACAUUUUUUUCCUAAAAAAGAUCGUUUCUUCGGUAGAAUUCGUAACAAAGGUGAAAAUUUGUGUUUAAUCAAACCUGAAAGAAAAGGAAUUUCUAAUCAGCCAAUGGGAAUGGCUAAAAUUGAUGCGUGUUUGAAAGACGACGUUGCUAUGGAGAUGUUUGUUAUGACUCCUGAAGGAUUUAUAAUGACCGACGAUUCGAUUUGUCUCGACGCUCCUGAAAGGGUCGUUAUUGGUCCUUCGAAAGUCAGGAUUAUGGCUUGCAGCGGAUUCACACGUCAACAAUGGAAAUUUGAUAAGGAUACUGAAGAACUAAUUCAUGUGACGAAUCAUAAGUGUUUGGAUAUUUCUGACUCUAAGUCCUUCACUGAUGGACUGAUUAUCACAGAUUGUAACGGGAGCAAAUCUCAAAAAUGGCAGCUUGAGGAAGUUCCUUGGAGAUGACAAAACUAAUUUACAUAAGACUCUACUUUUUGUACUUUGAUACUUUUGUAAAUAAAUUAAUUUUGAAUAAA
Molecule: messenger RNA, 2153 nt
Organism: Aethina tumida (small hive beetle)
Lineage: Eukaryota; Metazoa; Arthropoda; Insecta; Coleoptera; Nitidulidae
Product: polypeptide N-acetylgalactosaminyltransferase 3
Exons: 6
Coding region: 271-2082 (603 amino acids)
Cellular component (GO): Golgi apparatus
Source: RefSeq, a predicted model, not a curated record